CAACUGUCAAUCAUGUAAAUAAAGAAGCCCGAAGGCUGAACUUUAUUUGUGAACUAAACAGUUAUUGUAUUCUGGAUCGACAUUUUUCACAAAAUUCAAUAACCAAGUGUGCAAAUAACAACCUCAAAACAAAAUUAAAUCGUACAGAAGUAGCCAGAGAUUUCAAUUGGCAUAAAAAAGUCACACCUUCGAUUGCUCAGCCAGCGUGUGUGGACUUUGUUUUUUUUUACUUUGUCAUUUUUGUUAUUCAUAUUACCAAUACUGCAAUGGCGUGUGCUACACUGAAACGCUCCUUGGAUUGGGAAGCAAUCAAUCAAAUUUCGCCGAAACGUCGACGUUUUACGUCGAUGCGUGAUACUUCGUCACCCAAUAAGCCCGGAUGCUCAUCCGAAUUGUUGAAAGAACCGAAAGUAUCCGCUUUUGCUGAAUCGGACUUCAAGCGAUUGAUUCCGGAAAAAUUGGCUCAAAACAUCAAUGCGCAAAAAUCGCGCAAAAGACGACGUGAACAGAUUUCUUCAAACGACUACGAACCGAUGCAAGAUUCCGAAUCGAGUGGAUCGGAAAUGAGCGCUGAAAUCGACAGUCCGCGAAGCAUGACCAGUUCACCGAGGAACCCGAGAAAUACAGAAAAAGGACUUUUCACCUACAAAGAAGUCCAGAUGAUUUGCGAACGUAUGCUCAAAGAACAGGAAGACAAUUUGCGAGAACAAUAUGAUGCCGUUUUGACCACAAAAUUGGCUGAACAAUACGACGUUUUUGUUAAAUUCACUUAUGAUCAGAUUCAAAAGCGAUAUGACAGCGCCACCGCUCCGAGCUAUCUUUCGUAAUAAUCAUGUAAUCGCAUUCUUUCAUACUUAAUUACUUAAUACUGUAAUUUUCAAAUUUAAUAAAAAUACACGAGUGUUUGAGAUCGAAGCAGA
Molecule: messenger RNA, 920 nt
Organism: Bradysia coprophila
Lineage: Eukaryota; Metazoa; Arthropoda; Insecta; Diptera; Sciaridae
Gene: akirin
Product: akirin
Biological process (GO): positive regulation of transcription by RNA polymerase II; positive regulation of innate immune response
Cellular component (GO): nucleus; chromatin
Molecular function (GO): transcription coregulator activity
Source: RefSeq, a predicted model, not a curated record